UCUUAUUUAAGCCUGGUAUAAAUAAAUAAAUGGUUUAGCUACUUUAUAAAGUAGAUAUUUAUAUAAAUGAACUAAGAAAUAAUUAUGAUUCAAAUAUUAACAUGAAUUAAACAGCCAACAGAAAACUUAUGUAUACUUUAUUUCUUUUUUUAAGUAUGAUUGACUAAUCAUUGCAAUAAUCAGACCACCAGACUUUAGUCACCAGAAUUAUUUAAAAUUGGAUUUAGAUUACGCAAUAUAUCUGUCUGUGAUCUCUGAGCAGAUGUUGGAUGUUGUAUAUUGAUCCAAAUAUGUGGUCUGAGCAAAAGAAUAAUGUUUAACUUGACUGAACCAAGUGGAUCUUUGUGUGAGGGAAAUGGCCUGUAAGCAAAACAUGAAGUCCUCCAUCUUUUUAUAAUCACUUCAUUAAAAAUGUAUGCACGGGUGCACAAUCCUGCUCUCUCUCACACAUGCACACUCUCACACAGUCUUCCCAGGCAUGAAACGAGUAUUCUGCGAUUUAUCUGGGUCAAACACAAAGCCCCUGCACCCCUCCAUGGUCUUCAAGAGAGAAAGCAGAGAAAAAAUGAGAGGAGGAGAGAGGGGACAUGAGGGUAAAUAAACAAAACGCCCAUAGAACACAUUGAUCCUCUCCACGUGAUGUCACAUUCAUCACUGGGCAAUGGGGCCAGUGAGAGAGAAGGGGGCAAAACCAGAGAGAGGGAGAUGUAUAUGUUUUUGUGAAGGCUGGAUUCUAACAGAGAGGUACUAUCGGGAUUGUUAGAAGGUCUCCACAGGUCAAAAUGACUAAAAGGAACUCAAACCUCAGAUGGUUACUUCUCACCCACCUCUUACUGUCUGAUGUAGUAUUUGGCAGAGCUCCCCACCCUCAAAGCAACCCGAGGCCUUCUGUCACUUCAAUGCCUCAAACAGAGCAAGCAGAAUCACAAGUUGUAGAAGAUGAUCUUGCCGCCGCCCAUCAGUUGGUCUCAAACCUCUCAGCCUCUCUACAAGGUCAGCUGGAUAUUCAAAGCAAUGUAAGCUGUGCAGAACUCUCUAAUGGAGGCUGGAUUGGAAAGGGUUUCUCUCAGGAGCUAUUAGGGUUGGCAAUGGUGCCAGUGCUGGUGUCAGCAGGAUGUUUGUUUGAAGCCCAAGCACUAGUAAUGCAACUCUAUGCGGUGUUGGGGCAAAAGGACACACAUGGAUUUCUACAGGACAUUCUGGAGCUGAUCAAGAGAGGUAAAGAGAGAGAUUCAACACACAUGGUCCAUCAAAGAGUAUUCCAAACCCCUUCCUCUCCUUCUAUGCAAAACUCUGGGUCUCAACGCCACCUACAGGCUGUAAUAUUUAACAUUCAUCAGCUAGCUGAGGUGGGUGAGAAAGAUGAUAAAGGUAAAGUUGGGCCUAGUGGGAAUUGCAAUGGAUGGGUGAGAGUGAAAGGCACUCGGUUCCUCGGGCAGACCACUGAACAGAGCAAGCCAUUGUGUCUUGAAGAAGCACAGCAGGCUUGUGGAAGCUUGGGAUUCCAAUGUGCAGGUGUGACACAGGAUGGCGAUUCUGGAUAUUUCCUUGUUAUCUUGAGGCCUGGAAGCCGCGUGGUGCCUUCAUCUAACUUUGAGAGCUGGAUCCAGAAUUGCAAGGUGGGGUCUGUCCGUUGGCGCAGAAACGGGAUCCCUCAACAUCACUGUGUAAAUGAAAAAGAGGAGCGAGUGUAUACAGUAGUGGAGUGGAUUCCAGCAGUCUCCACACUGUAUAAUCUGGGAACAGCUGUUUACUAUGCUUCGGUCAGCUGCUAUGACACUGCAAAAGAGAGAGCCAUCUUCAGUACUGUGGAUCUGGGCACAGACGCCCUCAUGGCCGCAACAGGGGGAACCGCAGGGGUUGCCGGUUAUGCGUUGGGGGCUGGUUUAAAAACAAGUGUGAAGGCAGGGAUUAAAUAUCUGCUGAACAGCAUGAAAGAGGAAGAUGACCUGGUAAUGAACCAGAACAGCUGGGAGGAUGGAACUCUCAAUGUCCAGUAAAAGACCAAGGAGAAACCUAUGAGGAGAUUAAAGAACAACAGCUACAUUGCUCCAGGGCCUCAAGGAUUUUUACACCUGUAGUAAAUGAUGUUUAGAAUUCUCUAUUGCUAUAUGUCCAGUCACAAUAAAUUUGUUCAGUCAUAAAUACCUUAAUAUCCAAAAGGUAUUUAAUGACAUCAGCAGGAAGUGACAUUAUUUUUUGGUGGGAAAUAAUAGCAGCCUAAACAUGAGCACCCCCCCCCCCCCCCCUUUUCAACAUUCCAUACUGUUAGGUUAUAGAAAUAUGGAUUUAUUUUAUUUUAUAUAUAUUAUACUAUUAUAAUACGAUAUAAUGUGUCAUUAUUGUUUCAGAAAACAUCCUUUUUAUGCAUCACGAUUAAUUUGCUUGUCAUUAUGUAAAUAAUUCCUGAGUUUGAUCAUAUAUUUUAAAUCCUAAUAAUCCUAUUUUAAUUUAGUUAGAGACUUCAAAAUGUACCUUUAUAACAGUAGCCACUUAUUAUAACGUAGCUACUCAAUAUUUACAUCAGUUCUCCAGCGUCAGCGGAGACUUUGCGGAGACUCACGUUAAGCAUGUGUAAUAUUUAACUGUUAUAGGCCAUCACACCAGAACACUACUAGAUUACAAGACAAACAGAAUAGACUGCAUAAAACCAAACUUUAUAACUUUAUAUAUGUGAUUAGAGUGUAGCAGUUACAAGUAAAGUAAAAUAGAAAUGU
Messenger RNA from Carassius auratus (goldfish), 2717 nucleotides. It is a transcript of the gene apof, whose product is annotated as apolipoprotein F. Bases 783 to 2000 code for a protein of 405 amino acids. Gene Ontology annotation, biological process: cholesterol metabolic process. Lineage: Eukaryota; Metazoa; Chordata; Actinopteri; Cypriniformes; Cyprinidae. The record is from RefSeq and is a predicted model, not a curated record. The transcript has 2 exons.